AUGUCUUACAAACUCGAAAAGGACGUUGCCUGGGAAAGCAGCGUAUGUGGAACGCUCUACAAGCAGCUCUUUGUCCAUCCACCCUCGCUCUCCACCACCGUGCGGCUUGAAGGAAAGACUGCCAUCGUUACUGGGGCAAAUAGCGGUCUUGGCUUCGAGGCAUCGCGGCAGCUUCUUCAGCGCGGAUUGUCUCGUCUCGUCGUGGCUGUGCGCUCGCAGGAGAAGGGCGAUGUUGCCGCCAAGAAACUUAUGGAGGAGUUCCCUGGUGCGGAAAUCGAUCUGUCAUUGCUAGACCUAUGGGACUAUGACUCCAUCAAAGCUUUCGUCAAGCGAUGCCGUGGUUUAGAGCGGAUCGACUAUGCGAUCCUGAACGCCGGGUUGCAGCGACGACAGUUCGAGUGGAAUGAUAAGACCGCCCAUGAGGUCGUCCUCCAGACCAACUUUCUUUCCACGGCCCUGCUGGCCACCAUGCUUGCAUCGGUGAUGAAGGAGAAGAAAAUACGGCGUGGAAUGGCGACGCCACCAGUCUUGACGGUUGUGGGCUCGGACACGAUGUACUUCAGCAAGCUGAAAGCGAUGGGUCCUGUUUUCCCUCUGAUGGACGACCAGGCGCAGUUUCAAGGAUUUCAACAGUACAUGGACGCAAAGUUGCUGCUUAUGAUGUUUACUGUUCGGCUGGCCGAUCAAUAUGACCCAAACGACAUCACACUAAAUGUUUGUUCCCCCGGGUUGACAUACGGGACGAAUCUGGGACAAGACGCCCGUCGAUCUUCGCCCGGCGCAGCAUUGAUCGUUAGGCCGUUUGUCAGGGCCCUCGGGCGACCACUGGACCGGGGGGCGAGUGUAUACAUACACGCUCUUAUGCAUGGCCAGGAAAGCCACGGCUGUUUUAUCAGUGAGUGGACAGUGAAGCCGUAUGCGGCUGUGAUGUACACUGAAGAUGGCUGUGGUAUGAUGGACAGGCUAUGGCACGAGGCUAUGGAAGAGUUCAAAAAGAUUCCAGAGCUGGCUGAUGAGUACAUAGAUGAAGAGCGUUAG
This is a messenger RNA of Aspergillus wentii DTO 134E9, 1038 nucleotides long. Its product is annotated as putative short-chain dehydrogenase/reductase family protein. The record is from RefSeq and is a predicted model, not a curated record. The transcript is spliced from 2 exons. The coding region runs from base 1 to 1038 and encodes 345 amino acids. Lineage: Eukaryota; Fungi; Ascomycota; Eurotiomycetes; Eurotiales; Aspergillaceae.